GGAAAACGGGCUCCUCGUUUUAGUGCAGCGCUGCCGGAUUCUGCUUGACGUGACUCACAGGCUGAUGAAUUUGGACCGGACCCGCAAGUCCGUUCACACGGGUUGUUUACAACUGUGCAGUUGCCACCGCAGUCUGUAUGAUAACGUCGCCCUGUCUCGUUAACGUGUCAAACUGAUGCGAUAAUUUUCCUUGCUGUGGAAUACACGGGAAUGCUGUGAAAGUCAGAGGAUCAUAAGCGCUCUCUGAUUUCAAACGGCACGCCGAAGGGAGGACCUGCUCCAUGUCCUGCUCGAUUUACGGGACCUUCGCAUCAUUACCACCUUGUCUCCAGGGCUGAUAUAUUACUGAAGAGUGUUUCAGUAGCACCAGUUUAAAGCCCUGCCUGUCCUGCUGCGGACGGUGGCCGGCAGACCCACACACACGACUGAACGACAUGGAUCACACUGCUGCAGCUGCAAGGAGGUGAGAGCUGAAUGAGCGAUUUGAUCUGCAGGACGUCUUUUGUCUCGAGCCUAUGGAGGUCAAAGGGCAAUUUAACACCGACAUGGGUCCAGGGGCUCCUGAUGUCCAGGGCCCUGGGGACAGCACUCAGCAGGCGGAGCGGCUCUCCGAGCUGCAGGACAGGAAACAGACCCUGCAGACGCUCCUGAGCAGCCGGUUGGAGGAGCUUCGUCAAGUGUGUCUGCUGGAGGCGGAGCUGACGGGGAAGCUGCCCCAUGUCUUUCCUCUGCAAGUGGGGGAGCGACCCCCUUUUAUCCAGCGCAGGCUUGGCCUGCCUCCCCUCACCCUCUCCAAGGUAGAGGACGACCCCGGCCAGAGAAGACAAAUGAAGACUCUUUUCAGUGGGGCCCUCCGGCGAACCGUGGAGUUGGACAAAACCACGCUGCACUGCAAGAGGACCGUCCACCGCGGGUGUCACACAGAGGAAACGGUUAAAUCGGAGAGCAGCUCCAUGUCAGACUCCACUCAGUCUCAAGACAAUGAGGAGUCGUCCCCCAGCGUGGCUCCGGAACACCACUCCCACUCUCACCCCCGCCUGGCCUUGGCCAGCCCCGACGGUCAAUUCUGCAGGAAACUGUCUCCGGUGGACAUCUACUACGAGAUGAGGACCCGCCGCAACUCUGCCUCCAGCUCCAUCAGUCCAAGCCACUCCCUGCCAAGGAGUGCAUCCAAUAUGGAGGGCAGGAGUGUUCCAGCCACACCUCUUCUGUCUCGAACUGCACCAAUCAGCAUCCAUAUGAGGCCUGACCCCACUGACGGCCCAGUAAAACAACGGGACAGCAGCCCCGACGUCUCCCAGUUUGUUCCGCUGGCGUCUCUGGAGAGCUCGGCCUCCGACUGCCGAGGAUGCCCGUACGGCUCGCGCGCCCGCCGCAGUAACAGCUCCGAGGCCUUACUGGACCGCUCCACCCUGCAGGAGCCGCACGACGCCGGGCACCCACGAAGUGGCAUGCCCCCCAGAGCCGGACCCUACAAGAGCUCUGAGUCGCUGAUGGAUGGCAAGCUCCGGCAGGUGUACCGGGGCAGCCCGGAGAGGGCGCUAGGGGGAGCUGCAGAGCAGGGGCGCAUGCGCUCAUCGGUGGGUGGGAGGGUGAGCGGCUCGGGCUACAAUGAGAUCCUGAUGGACUACAUCUGGGGCAAGCAGCAGAACAGAGCGACCCAGCCGCCGCUCAGACAGUCGGCCGGCCAGGCCUGGCCCAACCUCCCGGCGGCUGCCACGCCUCCGCACUACAACGGCUUCUCCCAUUCGCAGAUCCACCUGGCCGCGGCUCCGCCCACCUACAGCCCCGCGCUUCUGCCCGACCCACAGGCUGAGCCACGCCGGGUGAAGGUCACGCGGACCAAGUCGUGCGGACCCUUCAUCCCCCUCCGGCAGCAGGAGUCCGUGCUGCUCUCCACUUAUGAGCCCAGCACCUCCACCCCCAACCUGCUGCCCCUUCAGGCGGAGCUGCCCCCUGUCGCCGGCGCUGCCUUCGGCUGCAGGCCCGUGCCCUUCUCGCUGCCCACUCCAGACGACCCCAUGCGCAGCCUACACAAGGCGCUGGCCCUGGAGGGCCUCCGGGACUGGUACCUACGGAACGCCCUGGGUUACAGCACCACAGCCAAGGGGCAUGACGGUCUCCCCCUGCGCCCCCCGCACCACCUGGUACCCCAGCCGCAGUCUGGCCCACUGGACCCGCUCUACUCCCACCGCCAGAUGCCUCAGUCUGCCUCCUUUCACGGGCACCCUCUGCGGGGCAGGUCCGUGGAGCUCACUCUCUUCUCAGAGCCCUUCCUGUCCCAGAAGCCCACGCCAAAACAGGCCAGCUCGGAUCCCGCUGCCCCCGGAACUCUGGUUUAACAGAACUCUAACUGUACAGUCAGUACAAUGAGCUGUAUGAACAGAGAGGAGUUGGGCUAUCAUGCCCUAGCAGAUAUGUAUGCUGUUGAAAAUAUUAUUGUAUUACAGAGGUACAUUUGCAUAUGAUUUGGGCAUUAUAAAGUAACAAACUUCCGUUCAUCUUUGGAUAUAUAUUUUUGCAGAACAUAUACACACACACAUACAUACAUA
This is a messenger RNA of Electrophorus electricus (electric eel), 2552 nucleotides long. NCBI's taxonomy places the organism in Eukaryota, Metazoa, Chordata, Actinopteri, Gymnotiformes, Gymnotidae. The record is from RefSeq and is a predicted model, not a curated record.